UCAUCAUCCGUCUCCAAAAUUUCUAGGGAUUUUGUUGUGUGUUUCCGACAGUAACGAUUUCGCUCAUUCUCUGAAAAGAACAAAUCUUGGGCUUCUUAUGAAGUACGUCGAAUCCAACGCUUCCCUCAUCGAUCUCGUACUCACUGUCGGCUGAAAAUAGUUCGCUGUGACGCUCAUGAUCUUCGAAUCCGCAAAGUCGUCGUUUUCCUCAGACAUGGAAGGAGAUAUGAUGUUCCAGGUCUCAAAUUUAGGACCCAACUGCUCUGAGAUUCGAGACGUACCUGCUACAAUCAACAACAUCGGUAACAUUUCGAUGAAAAACAAUCACCACCCAAGAAAAGAAGCAAGCUUUAUAUCAAGUCAUGGUGAUGAUCUUGACAACAUCGAGUUCACAAGAAAGAAGAAAACGAAGAAGAACAACCCAGAAACUGAAGCAUUUUCUACAUCAGACCACUCUUGUUUUGAAGCCCAUGUCUCAGCUACGAAUUGUUUGGACUUUCGUCUACAAGAUUCCACAAGCUCAGAUGCUAUUAGAAAAAAAUGUGACAAAAAGUAUAGUUCGAGACGGAUGGUAAAAUCAUAUGAGUCAAGUGAGAAACGAUUUGUAACAUUUACACUUGCACCUGUCGAUGUCAGACAUUGUAGACUGCGUCUUCCAAUGCAAUUCUCCAGAGAGAAUGGCAUCAAUAAGCCUGGCAAGAUAUAUCUGUUGGGUAAUGAUGGUUCAAAGUGGCUGGCAAACCUUCUCCUGGAAAGCAGAGGAAGAAUGACAGUGGGAGACGGCUGGAAAUCAUUUGUCAAGGCAAACGGCUUAAAGAUCGGCGAAUCCUACACACUCGAGUUGAAAUGGGAAGACACAACUCCUGUGCUCUGUUUGUGCCCUGAAGAGUAUAGCAUGUACAGAGGAGCAGGAGGGUGUUCAGAAGCAAGCGAGAAAGAGUCUCUUCUCAUACAACCUAGCAGCGGAAACGAAAUUAUGACAAUUGAAAACAUAGAUGAAAAUAGGAAAGAGGAGAGCAGCUCAUGGGAGAAAGAGAAGAAUCAUCUGAGAAGGAGUGAUUCAACGUCAACAAGCCAAAACCGAUUCCUGACACUAACAAUUACACCUGACAGUCUCAGACAUGGUCGACUGCGUAUUCCAUUGCAAUUCAUGCGGGAGAAUAGGAUGAACACGCCUGGGGAUAUAACUCUUUUGGGUAAAGAUGGUGCAAAGUGGCUGGUAAGCCUUUUACUGGAAAGAAGAGGAAGAAUGAGUUUGGGAAAGGGAUGGAAAGAUUUUGCUAAAGCAAAUGGCUUAAAGACGGGCGAUUCCAUCACGUUGGAAUCAAUUUGGGAAGACGCAACUCCUGUGCUCAGUUUGCUCCGUAUAGAGCCUAACAGUGAUGGACGGCAACAAGGUGAGUACUCAAUAGCAAGAGAGAAAGAGACUAUUUUCACAGAACUUAGCAGUGGAGAGAGCAGAAAGUAUCCUCUUGGAAGGCUAGAUUCGUCUUUAGCAAUCCAGUCAACAGUUUCACCUGAAAUAGGUGUUUCUCAUCAUCUUCGAAUUGGCGAGAUCGCCGUUUUCCGACAUGAAGGAGAUAUGAUGUUCCAGGUCUCAGAUUUCGGACCCAGCUGCUGUGAGAUUCGAGAUGUACUAACUCCAAUCAGAAACCAUUAUCAGGAAAACAUUGGUAGCAUUUCGUUAAAAAUGCAUCCGCACUUAAGAAAAGAAGCAGGCUUUUCAUCAUAUGAUGGUGAUGAUCAGUACAACAUUGGUAUAUUCAAGCUUCCGAGAAAGAAGAAAGUGAAGUUGAACAACCCAGGAACAGAAGCAGUUUUUUCAUCAGACCGCUCUUGUUUUGUAGCACACGUGACAGCUUCAAAUCUACACACAAAUGCUCUGCCUCUUCCACAAGAGCCUCUUCCACAAGAUUUCUCAAGCUCAGAUGGUCAUAACAGGAAAUGUCCCAAGAAUAGUCCGACACAGAUAAUCUCAUCAUAUUCUUCAAACGAGAAGCACUUAGCAACAUUUACACUUGCACCUGUCAAUGUCAGAAAUUGUAGACUGCGUCUUCCAAUGCAAUUCACGAGGGAGAAUGGGAUAAACAAGCCUGGGAAGAUAUAUCUGUUGGGAAAAGAUGGUUCUAAAUGGCUGGCAAAUCUUCUCCAGGAAAGCAGAGGAAGAAUGACUUUAGGAGACGGCUGGAAAAGUUUUGUUACAGCAAAUGGCUUAAAGACGGGUGAAUCUUUCUCACUCAAGUUGAAUUGGGAAGACACAACUCCUGUGCUCAGUUUGUGCCCUGCAGAGUAUAGCAUUGACAGUAGAGAAGAAGGAGGGUGUCCAGAAGCAAGGGAGAAAGAGCCUCUUCCCAUAAAACCUAGCAGCGGAAAAGAGAUCAGCAUAUCCUAUAACAACGAAGAUGAGAACAGCAAAGAGGAGAGCACCUCUUGGGAGAGAGAGAAGAAUCAACUAAUAUCGAGCAAUUCAAGUUCACCCAGCCAAAACCGAUUUCUGACAUUAACUAUCACACCUGACAGUCUCAGACAUGGUAGACUGCGUCUUCCAUUGCAAUUCAUGAGGGAGAAUAGCAUGAACACGCCUGGAGAUAUAACUCUUUUGGGUAAAGAUGGUGCAAAGUGGCUGGUAAGCCUUCUACUAGAAAGAAGAGGAAGAAUGAGUUUGGGAAAGGGAUGGAAAGAUUUUGCUAAAGCAAACGGCUUAAAGACGGGCGAUUCCAUCACGUUGGAGUCAAUUUGGGAAGACGCAACACCUGUGCUCAGUUUGCUCCGUAUAGAGGCUAGCAAUGAUAGAGGGCAAAGUGAGUUUUCAAAACUGUCUCUUUCCACAGGACGUAGCAGUGGGAACAAGACAAGGAAAGCAGAGAACAAUAGAGAAGGGAGUAGCUCAGGGGAGUUUGAGAAAAGUAAAGAUCUUCUUAGAAGAGUGCAUUCAUCUUUAGCAAUCCAAAACCGAAUCGUGAUGUUAACACUUACACCUGAAGAUGUCAGAGAUUGUAAGCUGCAUCUUCCUAGCCAAUUCAUGAGGACUAAUGGCAUCACCAAGCCUGGAAAGAUAACUAUGUUGGGUAGAAGCGGGAUGAAAUGGUUUGCAUAUUUACUAUCAAACGACGGAGCUGUCGCUUUAGGAAAUGGUUGGAAAGGUUUUUGUGAGGCUAAUGGCGUGAUGGUAGGAGAAUCUUACAUUUUGGAAUACAUUCCCAGAGAAGACACAGAUCAUGUAUUUAAGUUUUGCUCCAACUUCGGAGACCAAAUACAUAACUGGUAACUAGUACCAAGUUUUUUCAAAACUUUUUUUAUGUGGUUAUAGCACGGAACGAUGCUCAAGGUAUAUAUAUAUGGAUACAUUUGGAAU
Eutrema salsugineum is the source of this 3355-nucleotide messenger RNA. Its product is annotated as B3 domain-containing protein REM-like 1. The transcript has 12 exons. Gene Ontology annotation, molecular function: DNA binding. The coding region runs from base 176 to 3268 and encodes 1030 amino acids. Lineage: Eukaryota; Viridiplantae; Streptophyta; Magnoliopsida; Brassicales; Brassicaceae. The record is from RefSeq and is a predicted model, not a curated record.